Messenger RNA from Cutaneotrichosporon cavernicola, 1101 nucleotides. RefSeq lists its product as uncharacterized. Lineage: Eukaryota; Fungi; Basidiomycota; Tremellomycetes; Trichosporonales; Trichosporonaceae. The coding region runs from base 1 to 1101 and encodes 366 amino acids. The transcript has a single exon. The record is from RefSeq and is a predicted model, not a curated record.
AUGGAGAGGAAAUCAGCCCGCCUCGACUCUACAGCCUUUCCCCACAUCUAUGAGCGCGUCAUUGCAAACUCGCCAUACGAGCUCCUGCUACGACUCCGGCUCGUAAACCGGGCCUCACUUAUGUUGGCCGACUCGGUUCUCUUCGAGCACGUCGCCUUCUCUCACAAAGAUGGGGCGGUCAACGACCCCAGGAUACCUUCCAAGAGCCUUCCCUCGCAGGUGUAUGCUCGAUCCCUCUCCGCGGCGUCGGCGUCGUCAUCACUGAGACGCUUACCCGUCCCCGCCUUCAUGAGCGGGACGUUCGGUAUUCUAACCGUUCCCCCGCACGGGGGUUGGGAGCACACACGCGUACUUGACUUUGAGACGGCGGUGCGUGUCCUCGGCCCUUACUUUGAGGAUCUAGUCGAGUUUCCAGUCUUGCACACCGUGCGGCGGCGCGCGUGGAUUGCCGACCUGAUGCCGACGCAUACCUUCCUCGACGUACUCCGCGUCCCCCCACCCGGGCAAUUCGACUCACGGAUCAACACUCUGGUUCGGGGAGUGAAAAGGCACGUGGUCCUUGUGCUGUAUGAUCCGUUGUGGGAGGGUCUCGCGGCGCCAUUCAAGGUCAACGUGCCGUUCUGGGACGUCGACACCCACGCCGUCUUCCUCUUCCGGCCAUGCCCACGGGACGAGCGGUUCCUAGCCCCUGCGCCGAAACAACUAAAGGAAGGGCGAACUGAGACCUUCCUGCGCUUCUUUUACUCCCUCGUUGCGGAUCGCUACCACGCAUCGUACACGCUAGUCGGACUCGAGAAUAUCCCUCCGUAUAUUCUCGCCGCGGAGCUCGACGUGAGCUCUGACGAUCUGCUCCUCGCCGCUGCUUACCAGAGCACGGGUCACCAUGAUCACUGGGCUCGCGUCGUGAAGGACCACACGAUUGAGGCGAUCCGCGCUCUUUCUACCGACGCUGGCGAAUUCCUCAGCGACGACGAGGAGUUCCUGGAACUCGAUGACGUCGUAGAGGUGCUCACGUGUGACGAGUAUCGUGCUCGUGAGGGCGAGGAUGUCUGGGUGCGCGAGUCGUUUGGCGACGUGCUCCCAGGUCUGCUCGGGAGCUGA